This is a messenger RNA of Seminavis robusta, 2659 nucleotides long. The record is from the annotation of a GenBank genome assembly. NCBI's taxonomy places the organism in Eukaryota, Bacillariophyta, Bacillariophyceae, Naviculales, Naviculaceae.
CCAAUCGUCACUUUGACUGUGUCGCCUGCUAGAAGAGGUCGUCUUGCCAUCGGGCUAGCUCACGGCAGUCAGCCGUUGAAUCUCAAUCAAAUCAAAGUCACUGCGAUGCCCGAUGCCAUAAUCCCCCCAAACGCACGUGACAAAGGAAGCCCGACGGCAUCGGCAAGCAGCCCGUCUUUCUAACAAUGGACAGCCUUUCGCAUCUAGUUGGUCGCUAGCCCGAAUGUCUGCUUGGGGUGAAUUGAUGUCAAACCCCAAAGCAAAGCAACAUUCAUCCAACAACCAAACAAAACCGAACGAUGCCGAACGCUUUGGAUAUCCACGAUUAUUGUGAAUGCUUUGGAGCAGCUUCGUUCGAAGGUGCAGAUGAUGGACCAACAAAAGAUGCUGCAAAGCAAUUGCAGAUAUUUUUAGACACUGGUCAACUCAAAAACCUCGAAGACGUCCAUCAUGAUGACUCAGACAGCGCCUACGAAGGUGACGAGACUCGGUUCCAGUGCCGGUACAUGGAAGACGAGCGAAAGUACUCCAUUGGCAACCCCGAUUGGCAAUCUGUUGUCUGCGAACUCGUUGAGAAACAUGCCAAGUUGGCUCAAAUAGGGUUUCAUCCAAAAGGGAAACGCUACAAAUGGCUUCCAUUGAUGCACCUCAUAUAUACCGGUGCAAGAAAGGAGGUCUUGAAGCGAGUAUACAACCUCUUUCCAGAUGCUAUCGGGAAACCAGUCUCAGUGGGGAAGCGCAGGCAAAUCUAUCCUCUGACGUUUGCCUGUGAACAUCGCUCCGAGGAAGAAGACGUCAUCUGUUUCUUGAUCAAGGAAUGCACUGAUCUUCUCGGAAAACUUGUAGAGGGAAAGUUGCCUAUUCAUAUUGCGAUUGAGAAGAAAGCUCCACGGAGGGUCAUUGAGUACAUGUUGCAGAAGCAUCCCAAAUGUGUGCUGAAGCAAAGCUACCCAAAAGAUUGCCUGUCACGCGCAUGCCUUACGGAACGACCGAGAGUGGUCAAAGCGGUUGCAAAGAAACUUGUAACCCUUGGUGCCCAAAACUGGAAGUGUGACAAUCGAAUUGCCAUGACACUGCACGAUAUGCACUUAUUGAAGCUCAUACUGGAGAAAGUGAAGAAGUUUACUUUCGUUUGCGAUGGCAAACGAGUGGCUGAGAGAGCUCUGAAGCUCUUGAUUGAUGAUCACGAAGGCCAAAAGAUCCAAAAGCAGAUCAAAAAGUCAGGAGUGCAGCUUUGCAAGUAUGGAACAGCCGACCAGGGGCACAAUGACAGGCUAGAAUGGUUGAUCAUGAACCAGCAGUCGAUUCAAACUGUGUCGAUGGAAUGGAGAAGCGAGGUAGCAACAGUUGAUGUCGACGGGCCUGUGGCAACCAAUGACAGCAACAUUGCCGUGUGGAACAAGAUCUCUUUCAAUCGUCAGCUGGGUGCCAUCUCCAUUGCCUGCCGCGGGCAUGGAAGCACUUUUGAUCUUGCCAACUAUCUCCGACGCAGGUUCACGCAGUUGUCGUUCCGCAGAAUACAUUUGAAUCCUGAAGUGUCCUUUGGCGCCAAACAGUCGCAACUCAAGUCACUCCGGUUGGAGGAUACAACCAUCCCGUCUCGUAGUCUUUUCAAAUUCCUGAACUUUCUGGCAGACUUGCCUCACCUCGAAUCAUUGGUGUUCUCCUUCACAAAGGACCAAUCCAUGAGAGCAAAGGUGCCAAAAGAAGAUCUCACAUCACUUGUCUCCAAGUUGCUGGGCAAGCAGAGGUUGAAGUCACUCGAGGUCACGGGGCUACAAGUUGACGUUGGCAGGAUUGGCCAACUAUUGAGAUCCAACAAGAGCCUUACAUCUCUUGUCUCCAGUGAGAUUGAGGCGAAAGACCAAGAUGUGUUUGUAGAUUUGCUGAAGCAGCACAACUCGACAUUGUGUCGGCUCGAAUGUGGGGACAGCGAACUUCCAUUUUCGCAGGAAGCUUUGGCAAGUAUAAACUUCUUUACGACGAUGAACGCCAGCGGGAGAAGCAGAGUGGAAGAUCCCAACAUAUCCAUUGGAACGUUGGUGGAGAUCUUGUGUGCCCCUCUUUUGCGACCAGCUGAUGUGGCCUCAAACCCUGGCAACGACGACGAAAGUGAUGAUGACAGCGAUGACGAAGAGGAUGACGAGUAUGAUGAUGACUACAAUCCACAGCACAACAACGAACCGGAUGCAUGGUUUCGAGAUCCAGAAACGAAUGCAUUGAAUGAGACGAACGUGACGAAUAUGCAUUACUACCUGAUGCGGCAGUGUCCCCAUAUCUUCAAGGGACUGCGAGGUGUACCUGAACGGGCAUCGCGACCACGCAAGCGACGUCUCGAGCAAGGCGACGAGGAAGCCCGGCCUAUUGAUGCCCGACUAUGCAGGCAAAAGAUUGUUGAGGAUGAAGUUGAAGUGAUUGAUGUUAUUGUCAUUGAUGAUUAGUAAAAAUCCUGAGCAACUUGGAUAUUCUUGAUUGCUUGCCCUGUCCGCCUCUGUGUCUGAAGAUGAUUUGAAAGAGCGGGGUAUCAUACCGGUAGAUCAUAGUUGCCGAUGCACAAAAUUGCUCAUAUCUCCUGGGAGCCUGGCUAAGUAUAGAAUCCUUAUCCACCAUAUAGCUAGCCACCUUCCAACUAAGCUACCUUAGCAAAUGAAAGACAAAA